This is a messenger RNA of Nelumbo nucifera (sacred lotus), 2911 nucleotides long. Lineage: Eukaryota; Viridiplantae; Streptophyta; Magnoliopsida; Proteales; Nelumbonaceae. The record is from RefSeq and is a predicted model, not a curated record.
AGUGUCUACUGUACAUGAUAAAAGCAGAACUGGAGAAUCCAUUUCUCUGUCCAAACACUACCCUACUGUUCUUCUCCAAAGUAUCUGUCACUGUCAGUGCUCGUACUACAACAUUUAUGGAUGCCCUCUCCGCUCUGAUGCUCCGAUAUCCAAGCACCGUGUGUAAUUACUGAUUGUGGACCCAUCCAAGUUGCGUGUCUCAGUGCUAAUGACCGUCUGUUCUGUGCUGGGUGGUUUUUUCAGCCUCUUUUUGCCGGGGUCUUUGCAUUAGCCUAGCCGUCACGGAACCAUUCCUAAAUUAACCCUGAUUUAUUAAAAAUAAUUACAUAUGUUUGGUAAUAAUCAAGGCUGAUUCGGUAAACUUGCGCAUCCAUAGUUUCCAAGGUCUGACUUAUCCCCAUCGAGCCCCGUCCAAAAUUCCACUGUAACCGCAUAUUUAUUUAUAUAAUCAUGAAUUUAAAUGCCCCAAUGACAUAAGACCAUGAGCUCUUCCCUUUUCCUGUCUCCCCUGUGGCCCUGCCUUGCCGUUGAUGCUUCCAGAAGAAAACCAGCCCCAGCCAUCAAUCUUCCCAAUCUUAUUCCUACCUGUUGCAAAACUCUUUCCUUUUCUACUCACCCCAACUCCCUCAAAUCUCAGCCUUUUCCGUCUCAGGGAUCUUGAAAAUCUUACCUUUUUUGUCUCUCCAAUGGUCAUAUCUCUUGGAUUUCUCUGGCUUUUCCUUCUCCUUUGCAACCCAGUUUUGUCGCAGUUCGUUGAGUUCUCCUAUAACGGGUUCAGUGGAGUUGGUAACAACAUCAGCUUGAAUGGAGUUGCGGAGAUUCAGAGCAAUGGGAUUCUUCGCCUAACCAACGAGACCAGAAGAUUAAUCGGUCACGCUUUCUAUCCAUCGGCUAUCCAAUUUCGAAACUCCACCGACGGGACUGUUUUCUCUUUCUCCACCUCUUUUGCUUUUGCAAUCGUUCCAGAAUACCCAAAGCUUGGCGGCCAUGGCCUCGCUUUCACCAUUGCCCCCACGAAAGAGCUCAGUCAUGCGCUUCCUAGUCAGUACCUCGGCCUGCUCAACUCCAGCGACAAUGGCAACUUCUCCAACCAUGUCUUUGCCGUGGAAUUCGACACGGUUCAAGACUUCGAAUUCGGUGAUAUCAACGACAACCAUGUUGGGAUCGACAUCAACAGUUUGCAGUCCAACGGUUCUAUUACCGCCGGGUAUUAUGCCGAUGGUUCCACACAACAAGACCUUAAUCUCAAAGGUGGCAAGACCAUUCAGGCAUGGGUUGAUUACGAUGCGGUAAAUCAUCUUAUCAGCGUAACGCUUUCGCCUUCUUCUUCGAAACCCAGUCGCCCCAUCCUCUCCUUCAAUUUGGAUCUCUCCCCAAUUCUCCAUGACACCAUGUACGUCGGCUUCUCUGCUUCCACGGGUCUACUCGCCAGCUCCCAUUACCUAUUCGGAUGGAACUUUAAGAUGAACGGAGAAGCUCGAGCUCUUGACCUCUCUUCUCUCCCUUCGCUCCCCGGGCCCAAAAAGAAACACACGGCCUUGACGAUCGGCGUAUCUGCCUCGGCCGCUCUUCUCUUCAUUGCAGUAAUUUCCAUUACAGCCUAUCUCAUCUGGAAGAUCAGAAACGCGGACGUAAUCGAGGAUUGGGAGUUCAAAGUUGGCCCACAUCGCUUCUCCUACCAAGAACUCAAGCUGGCAACGAAGGGUUUUAGAGAAAAGGAGCUACUUGGGUUCGGCGGGUUCGGUCGAGUUUAUCGGGGAACACUACCGAAUUUGAAAACCCAAGUUGCAGUUAAGCGUAUCUCGCACGAAUCAAGACAGGGAUUGAGAGAAUUCGUGUCUGAAAUCGCAAGCAUCGGUCGUCUUCGCCAUAGAAACCUCGUCCAAUUACAGGGAUGGUGCCGCAGACGAGGAGAUCUUCUCCUCGUGUAUGACUUCAUGUCAAAUGGGAGCCUGGAUAUGUUCCUUUUUGACCAACCCAAGUCGAUUCUGAGCUGGGAACAGAGAUUCAAGAUCAUCAAAGGCGUGGCGUCGGGCCUAUUGUACUUGCACGAAGAAUGGGAGCAGGUGGUGAUUCACAGAGACAUUAAAGCGAGCAACGUGUUGUUGGACGGCGAGUUGAACGGUAGACUGGGUGAUUUCGGACUCGCUAGGUUGUACGAGCACGGGUCGAACCCAAGUACCACCCGGGUGGUGGGCACCCUGGGGUAUCUGGCGCCGGAGCUGACGCGUACGGGGAAGGCUACGACGAGCUCCGAUGUGUUUGCUUUCGGUGCUCUGUUGCUUGAGGUGAGUUGCGGGCGGAGACCCAUUGAGCCGAAAGCGUUGCCGGAAGAGCUAAUAUUGGUGGAUUGGGUGUGGGACAGAUGGGCAGAAGGGGGCAUCUUGGAUGUGGUAGACCCAAGGUUGAAUGGGGUUUAUGACGAAGCCGAAGUUGUGAUGGUGGUCAAGUUAGGGUUGAUGUGCUCCAGCAGUGAUCCUGCGUCACGUCCGACAAUGAGACAGGUGGUAAGGUAUUUAGAAGGAGAGGUGAGGUUGCCGGAAGCGGUGAGCGCGCCGGGGGAGUACAAAUCGGGCAAGAACGAAGAGGGGUUUGAUGAUUUUGUACAUUCCUACCCCUCUUCGUCUGAGAAGGUGAGUUCCCAUUCUUUCAUGGGUACCGGAGACAUUGAGACUGGAAUUCCUCCUUCGGCAUCGCCUCUCUCUCUUCUUUCUAACAGAGGUGAUUGUGAGAGAGAGAGUGAGUGAUGAGAAACCGGGUUAAAAAGCUAUUUCUUCUUUCAUUUUGAUUUGGGUGUUUUCUAUUCGGUCUUGUUUUUUUUUUGUUGUAAAUUAUUAACUUAAUCACCUUGCAUAAGCAGAGUGUAUCUCAUCACAUAACUUGACAACGAAAAACGGAACUCUUGAAUUAA